Molecule: messenger RNA, 801 nt
Organism: Fusarium sp. VM40
Lineage: Eukaryota; Fungi; Ascomycota; Sordariomycetes; Hypocreales; Nectriaceae
Source: the annotation of a GenBank genome assembly
AUGACCGAUUCCACCACAUGGGCAGUGCCAGUACCGAGCUGGACUUGGCAGUCGGUCACCAAGCGAGAUGGCGAUGGACUCUCCUGCAAGCGUCCAGUUCCCACCUCUACUUCUUCCGAGGAGCCCACUACCUUUUCUACCAUGACAAGAUCAGAGGGUUCCAGCCAGCAGCCUUCCUCAGAAGAGAUCCACCCCUCAACUAAAGCCGAGACUUCUACAUCGUCACCUGAAGUGACUAGUUCCUCAACUAAAAAGCCAGGUCCCACCAUUGGUCAACGCCCCGGUUGGUUAACAGAUGCUCCCACUCUAACCGACCGUCUCUCCCCUACAAUCUCGACUCCUGAUGGUAGCUCUUGUACCAAGACGGUUACUGAGACCAUGUGUAAUCUGGGCACAGGUCGCCACGGGAAGGCUUGUGUAACCCAUUCACGCUGCGAGUCAUGGGUCAACACCAAGACCACUAGCAAGCCCAGUCCCAGCCCUACCUUGGCCAGUCCGCAGUUCACGAACAACAUCCUCCGCUGCAAUAAGGAUAGCCAGGUUUCAAACCCCAAUGCCAUCUCGUACGCUGCUCAGUCCUUCUGUCGCGAUGUCGUCGCUAAGAACAAGGAUAACGCCUAUUAUUGGUCUAACGAUAGGCUGGAAGGGAAGAAAGUGCCCUCGACAGGAUAUCACUUCAAGCUAAGCUUAGCUUCUCAGUUCGGAAGGACUGCUUGUGGAAGGCUAAUUACGACCAGUGUAUGCGUUACAUGGACGUUGCCAUCAAUGGCUGUAAUGGGGGGAAGAAGGACCAGAAAUUAG